AUGGCACGACGUGCACAAAUACUCGGAGCAGCAGUGUUGUCAAUAUUCGCCUCGAUCUAUCUGGCUUUUCAGAUCCUCCUCAGUGCCAACCACGAGCCCGCUUCUCUCCCUGGGUAUGCUCAUCCGCAGACUAUUCAAAUGCUGUAUACUGCCAGCUUACAAAACUCCACCGUUCGUCCUCCUCUGCGAGCUCAGGGGCGUUAUAUGGUUGAUAGCGUUGGCACUCGCAUAAAGCUGACUUCCAUCAACUGGUAUGGCGCAUCCGACGAACUCUUCGUGGUAGGAGGUCUGAAUGUUCGACACCGCGAUGACAUUGCUCGCACCAUCGCAGCCCUCGGUUUCAACAGCGUCCGACUUCCUUACUCAGAUCAGCUCGUCAUUGAGGAUCCUAUCAUCCCAUCUGCCCUGUUAAGCGCCAAUCCAGACCUUAUCGGGUUUUCUGCGGUCGAUGUCUAUAGCGCUGUGGUAACCUCCCUCACAUCAGCUGGGAUCCUUGUGAUUCCCAACAACCACAUCACCACGGCACGUUGGUGCUGUGACGCCAAUCUGUGUGACGGUAUCUGGCACAACGACUACCUUGGGCCGCUGUGCAAGGUUCCGCUGAGUAAAGCCACCUGGAUCGACCAUCUGGAGACCAUCAUGCGCCCUCACGUUACAAACCCCUUGGUCAUUGGCGUCGACCUCCGCAACGAGAUUCGUGCCGUCAAAGAUGGUUUUAUCUGGAAGGAAUGGGCCGCCGCCGCCGAAGAAGCCGCCGAGCGAUUGCACCUUAUCAAUCCAGAGUGGCUGAUGUUCAUCGAGGGCGUCUCCUCUGCCAACAUCCUUUCCGGCGCCCGCAAGCGGCCCGUCACGCUCAGCACACCCGACAAGGUCGUCUACUCUGCGCAUGUAUAUGGCUGGUCCGGGUGGGGCACGCUGCGACCGUACUGGAACCGUGACUAUGCUUCAUUUGCCAAAGACAUGCAGAAGCACUGGGGGUGGCUGCUCGACGAAGACGUUGCACCCGUCUGGAUAGGCGAGUUCGGCGCACCAAGCGAGGCAAACGGCCCCAACAAGGGUGAUCUUCGGUAUUGGCGGCAUCUGGUGCGCUAUCUUCGCGAGGUGGAUGCGGACUGGGGAUACUGGGCGCUCAACCCGCGAAAACCGAGGCAAGACGCAAUGGAAGGGUACGGCAUAUUGGACGACGACUGGGAGAGUGUGAGGUGGGACUACCGUCUGGCUGACCUUGGAUCCCUCAUGGCCGCAAGGGACAUGCUUGACCUGUGA
Molecule: messenger RNA, 1266 nt
Organism: Cyphellophora europaea CBS 101466
Lineage: Eukaryota; Fungi; Ascomycota; Eurotiomycetes; Chaetothyriales; Cyphellophoraceae
Exons: 1
Coding region: 1-1266 (421 amino acids)
Molecular function (GO): hydrolase activity, hydrolyzing O-glycosyl compounds
Source: RefSeq, a predicted model, not a curated record